Molecule: messenger RNA, 3803 nt
Organism: Tachyglossus aculeatus (Australian echidna)
Lineage: Eukaryota; Metazoa; Chordata; Mammalia; Monotremata; Tachyglossidae
Gene: PML
Product: PML nuclear body scaffold
Exons: 8
Coding region: 103-1569 (488 amino acids)
Biological process (GO): PML body organization; intrinsic apoptotic signaling pathway in response to DNA damage; positive regulation of DNA-templated transcription
Cellular component (GO): PML body; nucleoplasm; chromatin
Molecular function (GO): ubiquitin-protein transferase activity; zinc ion binding
Source: RefSeq, a predicted model, not a curated record
CCCUCCGGUACCCGGAACCCGCCUGCAUCCCCCGGGCCCGAACCGCCGCCGCCGCCUCUUCCUCUUCUGCCUCUCGUCCCGCCGCCGGUCCCGCCGCAGGUCAUGGAAGAGGAGUUCCAGUUCCUGAGGUGCAGCAACUGCCAGACCGAAGGCGCCUGCCCCAAGCUGCUUUCCUGCAUGCACACCUUAUGCUCCAGUUGCCUGGAGGCAAAUGGCCCCAAAAGCUGUUGCCCCGUCUGCUCCGCCACCCUCCCGCUCGGGACCAACAACCUCUUGUUUGAGAGCCUGCAGCGCCGGAUCGAUGUCUACCGCAAGAUCAUUGGCACCCAGGAGGCGGUGUGUGACUGCUGCAAGCAGUCGGCUGACUUCUGGUGUUUCGAGUGCGAGCAGCUCAUCUGCAGCAAGUGCUUCGAGGCCCACAAGUGGUUCCUGAAGCAUGAGGCCCGGAAGAUGGAGGAUCUGAGGAGGGAGUCAGCCAAGGACUUCCUGGAGGCUACCCGGAAGACCAACAACCUGUUCUGUCCCAACCCCCACCCGGUGCCCAUCCUGACCAGCAUUUAUUGCCGAGGAUGCUCGAAGCCCAUCUGCUGCUCUUGCGCUCUCCUGGACAGCACCCACAAGGACCAGUACUGUGCCAUCAGCGUGGAGAUCCAGCUGAAGCAGGAGGAGCUGGUGAAGAUGACCCAGACCCUGAGGAACCAGAGGGAUCUCUUCGACGUGGCCCACAGGGAGCUCCAGUCUGCAGCUGCCAGCCUGAGUCAGGUGCAGCUGGAGACCCAGGAGCUGAUCCGCUCCAAAGUCCGUCUGAUGAUAGAACAGAUCCAGGACAAAGAGAGAGAGCUGCUGGAGAUGGUGGAUCAACAGUAUCGCCUUGGCUAUGAGGAGAUGGCGAGGAAGCUGGCACACACAGAUGCUGUGUUGAAGAGGAUCCGGGCCGGUGAGCUGAUAGUGGAGAAAAUGCAGCUCUAUGCCUCGGAUCAGGAGGUCCUGGAGAUGUACCCUUUCAUCCAAAAGGCCCUAGAGGGGCUCCAGAGAGAGAUACCCAUGGAUAUGAGACCAGCGGUCCAGGUGGAGUUUGAAGAGUGUAAAGCUGAACUGCAGGCCCUCUUUGCCCGCGUCACUGAGGACAGAGAUGCUGCUGACCCAGAUAGCACUCAUCAUGCUGCCUCUGGGGGACUUACUGUCAUCACCACGGACAGCAACUUGCAUGAGGAGUCCAGGAAGCCAAAGAUUCAAGGCCAUUCCACACCUUUGUUCACCUUCAGCUUGGAUGACAGACUGGCCCCAUCUAGCUCAUCCACUCUAAAGAGAAAAGCAGUGCAGACCAGCAUCUCCUUCCAUGGCCCCAGGAAAGCCAUCAAGGAGGAGUCUGGGGACAGACAUUGGAAAACGACUAAUGACGAUCUGGAGGAAGACUCCCUGGAGCAGCCUGGCCCCAGCAGCUCACAGCCAAUACCCCGGCAGAGCCAGAACAGCCCGCUCAGCCCAGGCCAGGGCUCCCUUGUGCAGUCUCCAGAUCCUAUUGUGGUGAUCAGCAGUUCCGAGGACACCGAUGAUGACACGGUGUAAUCCUCUGUUUUAAGGGAGAGAUCAUACUACACAUGCCUGGACUGGACCAAUCCUGAAGCCCCAGGUGGAGCAGCCUGUUCCCUCAGCGGAGGGGCGGGCACCACCUUCUCUCUAUUGACCUUCAUAGCAGUUGCAAAGGACCAAUCAGACUUUUACCAGGCCUAAUUAAUACUUGGAAUAAAUGCCUCGAGGUUCAAGGCUGAACCCCUUAGAAAAAGAUUUUGAGCAUUUGUCUUUCCAUGACACCAAGAGAGCAGAGCUGGUUGUCAAGUGUAGAUCCGUGCCAGGCAGCCAAGAGUCCUCUGCAGCCAGCAGGAUAGGACUCCCUGAGAGAAGGGCAGCCUUGCUGGUUGUAACUGCUCUGACCUAUAACCUCAAGGGUACCAAUAAGGCCUUCGGUUUCAUUUAGGCUUCUCUCCCUAAUCUCUCUCCCCUCACACUCUGUUCACUGUCUUACCCCUUCCCCUGCCCUUCUAGUCCUGUGUCCCUUGGACCCUGCGAUUCAUUCCUAACUUGGAAUGGUUGAAUGAACCUCAGGUCCAGAUUCAGGAGCUGGAACAGGUGUUCUCAGGUCCACAGAAAAGAAUAUAGGGACCCGUACACCUUCCCUUGGACUGAAAAUGGUCAGCAUCCCCUCAAAAAGAAAGAGUGGAGCCAGCAUUUGUCUCAAAUCUUCUUCAACCUCCAAAGCAUUCCAGAGGUUAUCCUGGAUUCCAGAAGCUCCAAUCCUCACUCGGGUGGCUCCAGGCCCCUGACGCAGCUUCAGACAGAUCUCAGAGCACCUAUCCACCAGCCUGGGCCUUUCUGCUGGGCAACCCAAGGCCCCACAGCCUUGGCGAAGAGAAAUGGACUUUUCCAGGUGGACUCCUGCUUGUGACAAUCAGGAAACCAAGAUGCCUCGAUCCCACUUGGUCUUGCUAACUCGAGGAGGAAGACACUAAAGAUCAUUCCCAGAGGAAAGGUUUGUUUGUUGUGCCAUUGCUGCUGCUUGGAUGUGCCUCGGGUCCAGCCCCUAUGUCUGGGACCCACUCCUCACAACCAGCUUUCUAGUUCAGAGGGUCCAUUUGGAGUGGAGGGAGAGCAGUCAUCCUGGCCACCGCAGUAUUGCUGAAAGUUUCCUGCGUAUGGGGCACUGGACUUGGGAGAGCGGGGGACACACACGAAAGAAACAGGCCCCUCCCUCUGCAAACAAAAUGAGGAUUUGGAAGAUCUUGCCUGUAAGGUGCUUGGAAAUCUUCGGGAGUCAGUCGGUUGUAUUUAUUGAGCACUUACUGUGUGCAGAGCACUUACUGUGUUGACGUGACCUGGGGCACUGAGAGGCUCUGUGCUCUGCUAGAGCAUAUUUCAGAGAGACUCAGUGAGCUCCCUAUGCCUGGGACAUGGUGAUCCCAGUGGGAAUGUUCAUCACUCUCUCUUCUCAGGCUGACCCUGCUGGCUUCCCCUGGGUCUUCUCCCCCUUUCCCCAGAGCUCCAUUCCACUCCUGAUUCGGUCUCUGUCUAGCUGCACAUACAGCCCAGAAGAUUGGUCAGCGGACAGCCCCGAGUGGAGAGAAUGGCUUCCUAGGGACUAACCAGCCACUGGAGUUCAUGCUCUUCGCAGGCGUCACCCUAGAGACAGAUCUGCAGCAAUCCCUCUGCUGCCUCCAUUCUGGCCCCAGGCCUUUCCUGUCCAAGUUCCAGCUCCAGUCAGGCAAAUGCCCCAUCUCCCUUGAGGAUCCAGAGGGCCCUGGCAGUCUGGGACAGUUCCAUAUGCCCAUCGCUGGGUUCUUGGGCACCCAGCCCUUAUUCUGCAAAGAGGUACCCGUAGCGAGGAACUGCAAACCAGAGGUGUUCGUCAGGACCUACCUGGGGAGACGUGCAUCGGGGCAGCUCCAGGUUCUCUGUCCAGGCCCUGUGGGGGCUCAGCAGGAAUCUGGAAAUCCACUCAGGACCUUCUCCUUUUGCAGCCUGGUGGGCUGUGCCUCUCCAACCCUUGCUGAGUCAGGAGCAGUUCUCAGCUCCAGGCCCAGGUGCUCUUCCUACAGGCCAAGUCCCAGACCCACAUAAUCUCCCUUCAGAUACAGACCAAGGCCCAGAACCUCUUCCUCCAGGCCCAGUCCAAUGCUCAGAUCCUCUCCCUCCAGAUCCAGACCCAGCCCAGAUCCCAGCACUUUGCUAAAGCUUGGGGUCAAUACAAGAGAAGCCAUCUGGCCUAGUGGAUAAAGCACAGGCCUGGGAGAAGGACCUAGGUUCUA